Molecule: messenger RNA, 333 nt
Organism: Leptomonas pyrrhocoris
Lineage: Eukaryota; Euglenozoa; Kinetoplastea; Trypanosomatida; Trypanosomatidae
Exons: 1
Coding region: 118-333 (71 amino acids)
Source: RefSeq, a predicted model, not a curated record
GAGCUGUUUUCCAGCGUAUUCAUUAUCAUGCAACGGUAAAUAUCUUUCUACGCGCCGCUUUUCGUCUCUCAUUUUUUUAAUUCUUACUAUUAUUUGCCCCUUCCGUGCUCGUUCAUCAUGCCCAACAAGAACAUCGCCAAGAUGCGUGCACGCGCCAACGCAAGCCCUCAGCGUCUCUCAGAGGAAGAAAAACUGAAGCGCCGCGAAGAGCGCGAGGCGAAGAAGUCCGCCAUUCCGACGUGGCUUGUGUGGUCGAUGGCGGUGAUCAUGUUUGGCUCCGUCGUAGUGAACAUUUACUUCGCGGUGGUGACGUCUCCCAAGAUGAGUGGGUAA